CCUCGAUAAAAUUAAUUUUUGGCGCCUACCAAACACCAACACUUGCACCUACGCCGACAACAACAAUCGUUCAAGAAUGAUUUCCGGACAGGAACCAAGAUAUUUCUUUUGAUUUGGCAUUUAAUUAUUUUUCUGGUAUCAAUUCUAUAGUUCACUGCAGUUGCCACACAACUUUUAACGAGCUUAUCACUUCUUUGUAAGAAAUGGUAAAACGACCUUCUGUGGAGGGGUCUUUGCCCAGAAGAAAUCCAUCUCGACGUCGGCGAGUGUCAAGCACAGGAGAUGGAAAUAUAUCUGACGAGAGUGGAGAAGGAGAAUCUCUUCAUCAACCAAAUCAUCAAGAGAGGAGCGAUACAAAUCUUGACCUCUCCUCGCCAGAACCACUUAGCCAUCCUCUAGAGGAAGAGGACUUAAACUUAGAUAAUCUUGAAGAUGACAUUCCUAACAACAAUUCUCCAUUGGACUGUGAUACCGUGUCAAAUGAUGGUGAUGCUUCAGAUGGCUCAAGUGAGGGCAGCUCUGUCGAAGACCCUGAUGAUGAAUUUUUCCCACCUUCACCUUCUCGUCCUUCAAAAGAUUUGGCAGAGUUAAGAGCAGAGCUAAAUGAGCAAGAAGAAGAUUCCGAUCUGUCUGAUAAUGAUAUUGAUACUGGUGCAGAUGAGCGCGAUCCACCAUUGUACUAUGCAGCUCCAAUCACUGUGAAUGAGAGUAUGCUCUCUAUUCUCACAUUGGCUUUCACUCAUAAUCUUUCAAGAUCUUGUUUGGAUGAUGUGUUGCAGUUGAUAUCAGUUCAUUGUCCUUCUUCAAAUUUGUGCAAGGAUAACGUCCGUUUGUUUAGAAAACAUUUUGCAAAGAGUAAAUCUCAGGUUGUCAGACAUUACUAUUGCACUACCUGUUUUGAGACUCUGCAAGGCAGAGAUCAAAUCUGUGGACGAUGCAAUGAACAUAGAGGAGUUGCAUUUUUUGUUGAAGUUCCUAUUCUACCUCAACUUGAAGCUCUCUAUGGAAGAGAAGGUUUUAAAACUUUGCUCAUGCAUCGCUUUAAAAGAAGCAAACUUGGAGUAAACAGCUAUGAUGAUAUUUAUGAUGGAAAUGUUUAUAAAGCUUUGAGUUCCAGAGGUAACAUUCUUUCUGAUGCCAACAAUAUAUCCUUUAGUUGGUAUACUGAUGGAAUUAAACUUUCUACAUUUUCUGAAAAUGAAAUCUGGCCAUUUUAUCUUACUAUAAAUGAAUUGCCUUUUCAAGAAAGAACCAAGCCAGAGAAUGUGCUGCUCGCUGGAAUUUGGUUUGGCUCUCGCAAACCUGUACCACAUCUUUUUUUGAGAGGUAUAAGAGAAGACUUUCAUUCUCUCAACAAAGGAGUUCAAUUUAGGGUUCCAGAAGUUCCUGAACCAGUUUUAGUUAGAGGUAUUGUUAUAUGUGGUGUGUGUGAUCUAACGGCAAAAGCCUUAUUCUUAAACAUGUCUCACCCAUCAAGUACUUUCGGUUGUCAAAAAUGUAAAAUAAGAAGUGUGAAAGAAAAUAAUCAAGCAGUAUACAAAUUUCAACGUUAUCCUCAAAAGAGGACUUAUCAAGAGACGCUGGUACAUGCUGACAAGGCCCUCAAAGCCAGAAGAUCAGUUUAUGGUGUAAAAGGGACUAGUGCCCUUUCCUUUGUAUAUCACCCUAUUGAGACAACUGCAAUUGACAUGCAUGAUGCCUAUAUUGGCAUAUCAAAAGUUUUGAACAAAGCUCAUUUUAGUGAGGAUCAUUUCAAACAUCCUGCAUCUUUAUUUGGAUUUUUACAGUUGUAUGAUCGCCGGCUCUGUGCAAUUAAGCCACCAUAUUAUGUAGAAAAGUUGCCACGAUCGUUUGCUGGUUUUGGAAAGUUAUGGGAGCCCUCAGAACUCAAAGUCAACCUCAUGAUCUACUCUCUUCCACUUUUGCAAGAUAUCAUGUCUGUGUUCCACUUUGAACAUCACAUGCUCCUUGUAUAUGGACUGUAUCUCUUAAGCAAAGAUUCAGUAACAGAACAAGAUGUUGUUUUAGCUUCUGAAAUGCUUACUGACUAUUGCAGCAGAUUUGAAGAUUUGUAUGGAAAUGCCUUCCUGACUUGUCAUGUCCAUCAACUGAUACAUCUGCCUGAUGUUGUAAGGGACUUUGGUCCUCUCUGGGUGACUUCCUGUGCCCCUUAUGAAAAUUUGAAUGAGAAUCUGAGAAAAUUUUCUCAGGGCAACAAUCAGGAAGAAACCCAAGUGACAUCAGCUGCUUCUCUUUUUCUUCAUGUGUCAAAACUAAAGCCUGUGCAACCAGGUGUUGAAAGACCUGCCUACAAGUUCUGUGAAAAACUAAGCAAAAGUGGUAAAAAACUUGAAGUGCAUUCAAUGUAUGGUCAUUUUUGUGUUGUGGGGAAAUUACGGCGGUGUGACACUUUACCUGAAGUUGUAUAUCUUGCCCUAGGUCCUUUAAAACUCAGUGGGCAAAAUUACUGUGUUUUUGAUAGAAUAUUGAACACACGUAAGAAUAUUCUUUUUUCAUCUGAAAGUUAUGAUCAAGGAUCCAAGAACAUAUCUUCAUGUGUGAAAUAUCAGAAAAACAAUGGUGCAUUCUUUGGCAAAGUGCACACAUAUUUACGAGUGACGGAUUGUUCUUGUGAUGAUGUCUGUCUGAAUUGUGAACCAACUUUCUAUACCAUAGUUCAGAAACUUCAUACACAACCUGCAUAUCGUGCAGAACCUGGUGGAUUCAUCCCAUUCAUUCAUCGGUGUGCAGAAAUGAAUGAGUAUGAGGCAGUUCGUGUAGAAUGUCUAUCCUAUGUAUGUUUCAUGAUUGAAAUUGAAGACAGACAUGAUGCUUUUGUUGUUGAACCUAUAACUACUGGUAGAAUUGAGUGAGAGCUCUUCUGAUAAACAUAGUAAUUGUGAUGAUACCUUGUUACAUUUUAAGUGUACUUUGUAAUCUAUUCUUUGUCUUGUUUAGAUUUUAUUGCUAUUAGUCAUAGUAUAAUUUUAUCUGGUUUUAUCUGGCCAAUAAAUUUUUCUACCUUUUAA
This is a messenger RNA of Frankliniella occidentalis (western flower thrips), 3029 nucleotides long. RefSeq lists its product as uncharacterized. The transcript has 4 exons. The record is from RefSeq and is a predicted model, not a curated record. Bases 204 to 2873 code for a protein of 889 amino acids. Lineage: Eukaryota; Metazoa; Arthropoda; Insecta; Thysanoptera; Thripidae.